Perognathus longimembris pacificus (Pacific pocket mouse) is the source of this 1061-nucleotide messenger RNA. It is a transcript of the gene Cd48, whose product is annotated as CD48 molecule. The record is from RefSeq and is a predicted model, not a curated record. The transcript is spliced from 4 exons. The coding region runs from base 91 to 831 and encodes 246 amino acids. Lineage: Eukaryota; Metazoa; Chordata; Mammalia; Rodentia; Heteromyidae.
UUUCUUUCUACCAAUGCUUCUUUUAAAGUAGUCUGAUCUACCCCUGCUCUCUGCUAUCUCCUGCAUUCCUGGGACGCUCUGGAAAGAAGCAUGUACUCUACAAGAAGGAACUGGCUUCUGGCUCUGGACCUACUAUUGACUCUCCUCGUGACUAGCAUGCAAGCAGAUACUUCGGAACCUGACAAGAUUGUGCUAUCUGGCAGCAAUGUGACUCUGCAAAUCUCCAAAGGACCACCAGGCAAUGCCACCCAUGUAACUUGGCUCUACACCACCAAUCAAAAGAUUGUAGAACACAAUCCCAACAUACCUCCUAAGUACUUCAAUUCUGUAUUUAAGGACAGGGUCAAGCUUGAUCUUCAAAGUAAUGCGCUGCAUAUCUAUCAUGUCCAAAAAUCGGAUAGUGGCACCUACUACUUUAGAAUCUUGAAGAAUGGAGAAGAAAUGCAGUGGGAGAUACCCCUGAAGGUGCUUGACCCUGUACUCACGCCUAUCAUAAACAUUGAGAAGACAGAAGAAUUGGAUGGCAACUGUUAUCUAAGGCUGUCCUGUGUGGUAAAUCAAUCUGCGGACUACCUUUGGUAUAAGGACUCCGUCCCCUUUCCCAAGGAACUCCAGAGAAAUACACUUGAAGCCACCGUGACGCCACAGAACCAAUCCAAAUCAUACUCCUGUCAAGUCAGCAAUCUUUUAAGUAGCAAGAAUGAUACAGUUUACUUCACUCCACCCUGUACUCUAGCUCGAUCCACUGGAGUAAAAUGGAUGGCAAAUUGGCUUGCGGUCAUGAUGCCCACUAUUCUUGGCCUUCUACUUAUCUCAGACGAACUCUUCUGAUUCAAGAGUGAAACAUCAAGGCCAGAGGAUUUUACAAUAAUAUUCUUAACCAGGACAGGAGUUCUGGCUAUGUGGAAUGGGAGAAAAUGUGUUGUUGAAGCACAUCAAUGAACUUUAACAAAUUGUGGUUAUUAUUACAUUUUAUAUCUCCUAGUUGUUUUCUAACAUCCUAUAAAGAUUCUAAUGUAUUCCCUCCACCCCCAAAAGUGACUCUACUGUGCUAAUUUUUU